UCAGGAAGUUCUCCAGUGGAAACUCUGGAGCUGUUGCUCGCCUGGGAUUCGACGCAGCCUCUCCAGGAUUUCUCCACUCACCUCCCAUUACUCGGAAGUAUCAAAAAUGGGCGAGUCCAUCACGGAAGGACUUUGUUUUCUGACCCAAGCCUGAGUUUCCCUGCACAUCAGCAGUGUUUAGUGAGUUGUUAUGAUGUUUGUCCGCAGCUGGCUGCAGCUGUGUCUGUGCGUUUGGAGCUCGCAGUCUCUGUAUCGAGUCCCUCUGAAGAAGUUUAGCGGAAAGUUGGACUCGUCGGUGCUGCUGGAGCUCAGAGACUUGAACCGAAGCACAUCUGGAAACGGCCUGUCUCUCGCAUCAGAUCCUGCGGGAAAUGUGAACUUCAUCAGCAUGGUGGAUAAUUUAGAAGGGGACGCCAGUCGGGGUUAUUAUUUACAGAUGGUUAUUGGGACGCCAGGUCAGCCUCUGAAUAUCCUGGUGGACACUGGAAGCAGUAAUUUUGCUGUAGCUGCCGCACCACAUCGCUACAUCUCAGCAUACUUCAACAGAGCACUCUCCAGUACGUAUAGAACAAAAGGCACGUCUGUGUCAGUCAGCUACACUCAAGGUGACUGGCAGGGAGAGCUGGGCUCAGACUUCAUCACGAUCCCUCAAGGCCCCAAUGGCACCAUCCUGAUUAACAUUGCUGCUAUCUUAACCUCGGAUGACUUCUUCCUCCCUGGCAUCAACUGGCAGGGCAUUUUGGGCCUGGCAUACCCCUUACUAGCUCGGCCCAACCCAUCUGUGGAGCCCUUUUUCGACUCGCUGGUGAAGCAAACGGGCAUCCCAGAUGUUUUCUCUCUCCAGAUGUGCGGCACAGGAAUCUCCGCCAGCACUUCAACCAACCCAGCAGAUGGGAGUUUGAUAAUGGGAGGACUCGAACCAACACUGUACCACGGCUCAAUGUGGUAUACGCCCAUCCUACAAGAGUGGUACUACCAAGUGGAGGUCUUGAAAUUGGAGGUUGGGGGCAAGAAUCUAAACCUGGACUGCAAGGAGUACAAUUCAGAUAAAGCCAUUGUGGACAGUGGGACAACCUUACUGCGUCUUCCUGUGAAAGUGUUCGAUGCUGUCGUGGAGGCCAUCACACACAUGUCAAUGAUCCAAGACUUCUCCUCUGGUUUCUUUUCUGGGACCAAGUUGGCAUGCUGGGUGAAAGAAGAGACACCAUGGAGAUUCUUCCCUAAAAUCUCAAUCUACCUCAGAGCAAUGAACACUAGCCAGUCAUUUCGCAUCACAAUUCUUCCACAGCUCUAUAUCCAGUUGGUUGCAGACAUGGAUGGCAUGCUGAACUGCUUCCGAUUCGGCAUCUCCUCUUCAACGAAUGGGCUGGUGAUCGGUGCGACAAUCAUGGAAGGCUUCUAUGUCGCUUUCGACCGUGCCCACAAACGAGUUGGUUUCGCCGUGAGCACUUGCGCUGAAAGUAACGGCGUUCCUGUGGCGGAGAUAACCGGACCAUUCCUAGCUGACGGUGUGGCAUCGAGUUGUGCAGAGCCUUUAAUGUGGCUGGUAGCCUACGGCCUGAUGGCACUGUGUACCCUGGUACUGCUCAUCCUCCUGGCAUUGAUGGUUGGGCGCUGCCCGCGGCGUCUGCGGGACGGAGAAAUCACAGACGAGUCGUCGCUAGUACGUAAUCGCAUCAAAUGAUGCUGUGCCUAAAACUCAGCCCAGAAAAAAGACUUUCGGCUAAGGACACUCUGUCUUCUGAUGGAAAUCAGGUUGUUGGUUGGUUGAUUAGCGUUAGAAGAUUUUAAUUGUUUAUUAGGAGACUCCUAAGAGGACAAACUUCGCUCUGACACGUAUACUACUACUGAAAGGUGAUCUGGGAUUGGGGUUCUGCAUUUUUCCUCCAAAGAUGUUUUUAUUAAUCAAGCACUAAUGUAAAAGGGCACAUCAUUCGUCACUAAUAUGUUCAUGUUUAUUAUCGGUUAGGAGCGUACACCAGUUAUCAAUUGAAUGAAACCUAAGCGAGCAGCACCGUAGUGCAGCGGUGACUGUAGCAUUUGUAUUAUAAAUCUAUGUAGGGUCCUCGGUUCGAUCCUGAGCUUGACUUGCUAUUAGUGUGGAGUUUUACAUUCUACUCUGUCUGUAUGGGUUUCCUUCCACCUUCAAAAAAAAAAAAUGCAAGUAGGUGGAUUUGGAGACUAUAUAAUAUAUAAUUUGCACCAAGAAGUGAAUGAGUGAGUGAGUGCAUGGUGUCCUGAGAUAGACUGGCAUCCUAUACAGGGUGUAUUCCCACAUCACGCCCAGUGUUCCUGGGAUAGGGUCCAGAUCCCCAAGCACUUACUGAAGAUUAAUGAACGAAACAGGACGUCACCAUGAAGGAAGUGGUGUGAACAUUUAAGAAUACAAUGUUUAAAAUUUCAUGCAAGGAUUUCCCAGGAAAUUGAUUCAUUUUGGUUUUAAAUAAUGAUUAAAAAACAAAAACUGAGUAGUUAAGUGACUGCAGGUAAAACUGAAUAUAUUUGUGGCAAAAAAAAAAAAGUUUAACGAUAAAACAGAAAUGACAGCAAAAUGACAUGGUUGCAUCCCUGUAGAAGUAAGUUGAAAUAAACACAAGACCAACUGAUGCUAGAGAAGCUAAAUUACUGUUUAAAUACACUAGGACGCAUGUUACUGAGACAGUAAAAUGAAAUAUGAAGGUCACAUUUUCAUUAGCUUCUGGACAAUAGAAUACACAGAAGAGCUCAGAAGGAAAGGUUAUUAUAUCCUCUCGUGAUUUACCUCAUUCCCCAUCCCUAGAUUUCAAUUAUUUAUUUUUUAAUAUAGGAUAACUUGAGUGAUUGCCAGUGCCAUGUUAUAGCUUUUACUCCGAUCACAGAUUGUGCAAAUAUAAUAUUCAAACACUGUACAGUGCAAAAUGACAGGAAUUCCAAUAAAACCUUUGAAAUUUUUCUACUCAAA
Neoarius graeffei (lesser salmon catfish) is the source of this 2941-nucleotide messenger RNA. RefSeq names its product beta-secretase 2 (gene bace2). NCBI's taxonomy places the organism in Eukaryota, Metazoa, Chordata, Actinopteri, Siluriformes, Ariidae. The record is from RefSeq and is a predicted model, not a curated record. Bases 191 to 1684 code for a protein of 497 amino acids. Gene Ontology annotation, molecular function: aspartic-type endopeptidase activity. The transcript has 9 exons. Gene Ontology annotation, biological process: membrane protein ectodomain proteolysis; amyloid-beta metabolic process. Gene Ontology annotation, cellular component: membrane; trans-Golgi network; endosome.